AUGGAUUCGAAACGAAUCUUAGUCAUAGGGAAACCGAAAUCUGGUAAAGUAACGUUCGUGAAAGUAGCUUUGACGGGAAGUCUGCCUAAAGGGCUAAAGUUGGCAUCAAAUGGAACAUCGCAUGCUGGUCUAUCUCACGAAUAUACGUUGAGAAAUAAGUACUUUCAAAAAGAGGUUGGAUUAUGGGUUGAUGAAUACACCGAUUUGAAAGAAACACUCGGUGCAUAUGCUUCUGAUGAGGCUAAGGAAGUAAUUGACGCUAUUGGUGCCAUUGUCUAUACAUUCCGAUCCUACGAACCUCAGGAAUGGUCUCUUUGGGAAAGUUUUAUUCAAAAUUUAGAAAAACCUAUUCCAAUGGUUGGACUUCACAUGGACACCGAAUCUAUGAUGACUCCCCCUGAUUGCCCAUAUCUAGAAUACGUUGCAUUCUAUCAGACAGGAAAGAAUGAGUUUGGAGGCAAGUGGUCAAAUCUAGACAUACACGAACGGAAAAAGCAGGCGAUGUCGAUAAUUAAUUCUUUGGUGAAUGAGGGAUUUCAAGAAUCAGAUCUAGAUUAA
This is a messenger RNA of Schizosaccharomyces octosporus yFS286, 558 nucleotides long. RefSeq names its product recombination protein Irc6. Gene Ontology annotation, biological process: vesicle-mediated transport. The record is from RefSeq and is a predicted model, not a curated record. Bases 1 to 558 code for a protein of 185 amino acids. The transcript is spliced from 3 exons. Gene Ontology annotation, molecular function: protein-macromolecule adaptor activity. Lineage: Eukaryota; Fungi; Ascomycota; Schizosaccharomycetes; Schizosaccharomycetales; Schizosaccharomycetaceae.